Molecule: messenger RNA, 989 nt
Organism: Cucurbitaria berberidis CBS 394.84
Lineage: Eukaryota; Fungi; Ascomycota; Dothideomycetes; Pleosporales; Cucurbitariaceae
Product: HAD-superfamily hydrolase-like protein
Exons: 2
Coding region: 128-874 (248 amino acids)
Molecular function (GO): hydrolase activity
Source: RefSeq, a predicted model, not a curated record
CCCUCUCCUCAACAAAACCUGUAGCCCAUCCUCUCACACUCCUACAGCUCUUCACCAACUUCUUGUCAACCGUCAAUUGACCUCACUCCUACCCAACGAAACCCGAAUCCAACAACCAACCACAACCAUGGGCAAGGCCAAGUACAUCAUGCUCGACUGCGACAACACGCUCGUCCAGUCUGAGCGUCUGGCCUUCGAGGCCUGCGCCGAGCUCACCAACAUUGUCCUGGAAAACCACAAGAUCGAUGCCCGCUACACGGCCGAGUCGCUGCUCGAAGACUUCGUCGGCCACAACUUCCGCGGCAUGCUCCAGGGCCUGCAGAAGAAGCACAACUUCACCAUGCCCCAGGCAGAGCUCGACGACUUUGUCCAGCGGGAGCUCGGUGCCGUCACGCGCAAGCUUAGCGAGAAGGCCGUCGAGUGCCCUGGUGUGACCAACGAGCUCAACAAGCUCAAGGAGCAGGGCUACCCCAUGUCCGUCGUCAGCACCUCGGCCAAGAGCCGUGUCGUUGCGUCCAUCGAGAAGGCCGGCAUUGCCCACUUCUUCCCUCCCCAGCACGUAUACUCGGCCGCCACCUCGCUCGACCCGCCCAGCUCCAAGCCCGACCCCGCCAUCUACCUCUACGCCGCAGAACAGCUUGGCGUCAAGCCUCACGAGGCCAUCACGGUCGAGGACAGCAAGUCUGGUGCUACUGCCGCUAUGCGCGCGGGCAUUCCUUGCAUCGGAUACGUUGGCAUCUACGGCAUUGAGGAGGGCAAAGAUAAGAUGGAGCAGAUGGCCAAGCUCCUCACCGACGAGACCAAGUGCGCCGCCAUCAUGUACGACUGGAAGGAGUUCCAGGACUGCCUGAAGAAGGUCGAGGCCAAGUUGUAGACGACUCUGGAGGCUUGACGACGGCAAAUCUGACGAGCUCUACGUGCGACUGCAGUAGACAUUACGACACGACAUGGAUGACGAACAAAAUCACGGCAUGACUGAACAUAUAGAA